AUGCGCGUCUCUGUCCCAAACAUCCCCGAAGCCAUCCUCAGGUCUGCAAAUGCGGCUCAGACUCGUGCAAUCUUACCUGCGGAAGCGGUCGAACGCAUAGCGACCUUCUUGUCGCCAGGAAAUGCAGCCGUUGUCACCGGAGCGGGUGUCAGCGUCGACUCGGGAAUCCGAGCGUACCGCGGCGCGAAGGGGAGGUACUUGAACCCAAACUACAAGUAUUACCAUGAGCUCAUGGAUCCUUCGCCGAAGGGCGCAGCGUUCAGACGACGAUACUGGUAUGUGCACCCUCUGCUCCUCUGGUCGCUACGGUCAUACCUCGGCUAUCCUCCCGUCCGCGACGCGCAGCCGAAUACAACACAUUUCGCUCUCGCAGCCCUGCAAUACACCUCCGUCGUGAACAAGGUUAUCACGCAGAACGUGGACGGCUUGCACCACAAAGCUAUCGCCCAUGUCUGGGACACAACGCGCAUGGACCAGCGCAUACUAGAACUUCAUGGGAGGUUGAGGAGUGUUCGGUGUGCGCAUGGGCACAUAACGGAUAGAAAUAUAUUCCAGCAGCAGCUCUCCGUUGCAAAUCCAGAAUGGAAAGCAUUCGCAGACGAACUUGAAGCGACUGGUAGACAGCCGCGUACGAACCCAGAUGGUGAUGUGGUGCUGGAAGGCGUCAACUACGACGAGUUCGUCGUACCUGACUGUCCUGAAUGCCUACUGGAGCAUAGACAUAACAAUAUCCAAAAACCAGAAGUAAUAUUUUUCGGCGAAUCAAUCACCAAGGAGUCAGGGAUCGCUCGUAAGCAUUUAUUCCACGAUGUCGAGAGAUGUGAUCGUCUUCUUCUCAUGGGCACUACGCUGGCAACGUUCUCCGCCUUCAGACUACUCCGACACGCUAUGGACCUGCACAAACCGGUCUUGCUCCUCAAUCUCGGACCCACACGCGCAGAUGGCUUGGCGGGUGUGGAUAAAAUUGACAUUGCGAGCGGUGCCGUCAUGCGAGACGUUGUCAAAAGUGUCCUGGGCGCUGGAUGGACGACAGAUUCUGUCGUGGCGGACCUGCUACAAAGUGGUAUCGUCAAACCGCCCCCUGACGAUCAUGAUGAUACGGCACCGAGAGUGGAGGCAUGA
Messenger RNA from Fomitopsis serialis, 1122 nucleotides. Its product is annotated as DHS-like NAD/FAD-binding domain-containing protein. The transcript is spliced from 10 exons. Gene Ontology annotation, molecular function: NAD+ binding. NCBI's taxonomy places the organism in Eukaryota, Fungi, Basidiomycota, Agaricomycetes, Polyporales, Fomitopsidaceae. The record is from RefSeq and is a predicted model, not a curated record. The coding region runs from base 1 to 1122 and encodes 373 amino acids.